Symbiodinium sp. CCMP2456 is the source of this 441-nucleotide messenger RNA. NCBI's taxonomy places the organism in Eukaryota, Dinophyceae, Suessiales, Symbiodiniaceae. The record is from the annotation of a GenBank genome assembly.
GUGGAAGACGCGGUCCGUAAAGUCAUUGAGCUGAUCACGGACAAUGGCGGUGGCAGUGUCUUUCUUGGGGGCAGUUGCAACCCAACGACGUGGCGCCGCGACACCGCGAUCCCGUUGUUCGAGGCCAACUCGGUGAAAUUUUACAACCCACAGGUCGAUGACUGGACACCCGUUUUGGUUGAAAAGGAGGCCACAGAGAAAGCGGAGGCAGCGGUCCUCUUGUUUGUGAUUCCCAGACCCGCGGCAUCAAAAGUCAUGAUCGAAGCAGCCGAGCUCAUUGCUAGUGGCCGCCGCAUUGUGCUGGUGAUCCAGAAGAUGACGGAAGCAGCGGAUUCCAGCACUGACAUGAAGGAUUGCAACAGAGGACGUGCCUAUCUGGAAGACCAAGUUGCGCGUGCCGAGCAGGCUGAGCGCGAGGCAAAGAAACAGAAAGUCGCCUAG